Neohortaea acidophila is the source of this 828-nucleotide messenger RNA. RefSeq lists its product as uncharacterized. The transcript has a single exon. The record is from RefSeq and is a predicted model, not a curated record. Bases 1 to 828 code for a protein of 275 amino acids. Lineage: Eukaryota; Fungi; Ascomycota; Dothideomycetes; Mycosphaerellales; Teratosphaeriaceae.
AUGCAUUCUGCCAUCGCCUUCGUUGCCAUCCUUGGCCUUGCUUCUGCUGCUCCUCUUGAGCGCCGCGACGACUCUUCCGCCUCGGUCUCUCCCUUCACCCCAACUACCUACACCGCCCCCACUACCACCCCCUUCUACACUCCGACCACCUACACUGCCCCCACCACCUCCAUCCUCAGCGGUGUGACGAAGCAGAACUGGUACACGACGACUAUGGUCGACACCAUCACCAAGACCAGCACGGUUACCGACCACUCUCCCUGCCCCGCGGUGCCCACGCACCCCUGGGGCCCGCACGGCGGCCCGGGUGGCCCAGGCGGCUGGGGCCCAUGGAACCACAAUUGCCCACCCCCGACCACCACCACCACCACGACCGUGAUCAAGCCCAAGUUCACGACGACCAUCAUCAAGCCCAAGUGGACCACCACCAUCCUGAAGCCCGAGUGGACCACCACCAUCACUGAGGCCGUCCAGACCGUCACCGAGUGGUACCCCGUCACGCAGACCUCGACCGUCACCGUCCCGACCACGGUUACGAAGACCCUUGGCAGGCAGACUGUUACCGAUACCAUCACCUCGGUGCUGCCCCGCAAGACCGUCACCGAUACGCAAUACGUCUUCCAGACCGAGACCAAGACCAAGACCGUCACCGACUACUUCCCCUGCCCCUCGGCGCCGGUCAAGACCAUCACCUCGACCGUCACCGACUGGCACCCCUGCCCCACCUCGCCGCCUCCCUACAGCACCACCUCCUACGCCAGCAGCGUCGUCCCGCCCCCAUUCACCAGCAGCAUCACCUCCAGCGCGCAGCCCACCCUCGCCAACUAG